Messenger RNA from Merops nubicus (carmine bee-eater), 6066 nucleotides. It is a transcript of the gene ASPM, whose product is annotated as asp (abnormal spindle) homolog, microcephaly associated (Drosophila). NCBI's taxonomy places the organism in Eukaryota, Metazoa, Chordata, Aves, Coraciiformes, Meropidae. The record is from RefSeq and is a predicted model, not a curated record. Gene Ontology annotation, molecular function: protein binding.
GAGAGAGACAGAGCUGCUCGGAUAAUUCAAAAAUCUGUAAGGAACUUCUUGUCUCGUCGACACAUCUUGAAGAAAGUGAAUGCAGCAGUUCUCAUCCAGAGACACUGGAGAAGAUACUUAGCCAGGAUGACUUAUUUAAAUCUGAAAAAGGCAAAACUGGAGGAAGCCAGAAGUAGAUCUGCUAUAGUCAUUCAGGCUUAUUGGAGGAGAUACUCAGCUAGGAAAAAAUAUUUACAGCUAAGACACUAUGUUAUUUUUGUACAAGCAAGAAUAAGAAUGGUGAAGUCUGUUGCUGCAUAUAAACGGAUUAUUUGGGCUACUGUUACAAUUCAGAAUCAUCUGCGUGCAUCUAAGUUGGCCAAAAAAGAUCAGCAAAGAUAUGAAGUCUUAAAGUCUUCAGCACUUACUAUUCAGUGUGCAUUCAGAAGAUGGAGAAAAUACAGAAUGCAGCAGAAAGUUCAAGCAGCUUUAGUGCUUCAGAGUUACUUCCGAAAAUGGCAGUCCUCCAAACUGGCUAAAAGAGAGAGCGCUGCCCUCGUCAUACAGUCUUGGUACAGGAUGUGCAGAGAUCUGAAGCGGUAUCUACAUAUUAAACAAAGUGUUAUCAAAAUCCAGGCUUGGUACAGGUGUCAGCUGGCUAGGCGUGCUUACCAGGUACACAGGGCAAAAAUAGUGACAAUUCAGCAGCAUUACAGAGCUUAUAAACUAGGAAAAACUGAAAGAGAGCAGUAUUUGCAAAAGCAAGUGGCAGUGGUAGUUCUCCAGGCUGCUUUCAGAGACAUGAAGGCACGUAAACUAUCCAGAGAAACAAAAGCAGCUUGUCUCGUUCAGUCACUGUGGAGAAUGAAAAAAGAGAAACUAAGAUUUCUACGAUUAAAAAAAUCUGUUAUUACUUUGCAGUCAUAUGUGAGAAAAUAUCAACAGGUAAAAAGAUACAAAGAGAUUAAAAAUGCUGCUUUUGUAAUUCAGACUUGGUAUAGGGCAUGUGUUGCUGCCAGAAAGGCAUCUGCCGCUUUCCAGAGGAUGCGCCUGGCUGCUGUUGUCCUCCAGUCUGCCUACAGGGGAAUGGAGGCUAGGAAGGAGGCUCGCGUGUUGAGAGCUGUCAUAAAAAUUCAAUCAAGUUACCGUGCCUAUGUUGCCCGGAAGAGAUUUAAAAACUUGAAAGGUGCGACCGUGAAGAUUCAAGCUUUUGUAAAGAUGAGGCAAGCACAUAGACAGUAUUGUGCUUUAAGAGAAGCAGCACUUCAUGUCCAGCAAAAGUAUCGCUCUCGUAGGCACACUCUUCAGCUUAAAGAAGAUUACAGGAAAUUGAAGGGAGCUUGCAUAAGAAUUCAAGCUGCAGUUCGAGGCCAUCUUGUCAGGAAACAAAUACAAAGGUGGAGGGACGCAGCCAUAUUUCUCCAGGCAUGCUACAGAAUGAAAAGUGCCAGGCAGGAGUUCUUGCAAGUUAAAAAAGCAGCUGUUUGCUUGCAGGCAGCCUACAGGGGUUAUAAGGCACGAAAAAAACUUAAACUUGAAUGUAGAGCUGCUAUUAAAAUUCAGACUGCUUUCAGAGCUCAUGCUGCAAGAAUGAAAUACAAGGCAAUGAUUCAGGCCUCCACUGUGAUUCAGAGGUGGUACAGAGCCUGUAAGACUGGGAACAGGCAAAGGCUGGACUUCUUAACAACAAGAGCAGCAGUGCUUUCUCUGCAAGCAGCUUUUCGUGGCUGGAAGGUACGGAAGCAGGUUCAAAGGCAACAUGUUGCUGCAACUAAGAUACAGUCUGCCUUCCGAAAAUUUGUGGCUCUGAAAAAAUUCAGACGUAUGAACCGUGCUGUGCUAACUAUCCAAAAACAUUACAGAGCUGCUGUUACAGGCCGAAAACAACGGCAAGAGUAUGUGCGGCUGCACCAGUCUGUAGUGUGUCUUCAGGCAGUAUGGAGGGGGAGAACUGUGAGAAAAACAAUUCAAAAGAAACAUAAUCUUGCAACAGUUAUUCAGUCCUCUUACAGAAUGCAUGUGAAUCGACUAAAAUAUAAGAAACUAAGGCAAGCAACUCUAGUGAUUCAGAAAUACUUCAGAGCUUACUGUAUGAAAAAGAAACAACAUGCGAUUUACUUAAGAACAAAGGCAGCUGUGUUAGUCCUGCAGGCUGCUUACCGUGGGAUGACUGUGAGGAAACAACUGAACAAGCUAAAGAAAGCUGCCGCAGUUAUACAAGCUGCCUUCAAAUCCUACCUGCUCAGAAAGGACUAUAGACGACUAAGAUCUGCAGCUAUAGUACUUCAGAGGCGUUAUCGUGCUAUUAUUCAUGCUAAAUGUCAAAGGCAGAAGUAUUUGUCUUUAAAAAAUGCCACAGUCAAAAUGCAGGCGAUUUAUAGAGGUAGAAGAGUUAGACGCCAAAUUCAUGGUAUGCAUCAAGCAGCUGUUUGUAUCCAAGCCACGUUUAAGAUGCAUCGCAUCAACAUAAAAUACCAAGCAAUGAGAAUGGCAGCAAUUAUAAUUCAAAGACACUACAGAGCAGUUUGUUCUGGCAAAGUACAACGUAAAAGGUACUUGGAACUAAAGAGGUCUGUCAUUAUCCUCCAGGCUGCCUGUAGAGGCAUGAAGGUCCGACAGGACUUAAAAACUAUGCAUCGGUCAGCAGCAGUAAUACAGUCUUACUAUCGGAGGCACAAACAGCAGAGGGAUUUCAGAACAGUGCUGCUGGCAGCCAGGUGGAUCCAGCGGUGGUUCCGCGCCUGCAAGGAGCGGGAUGCACAACUUCACAACUACGUGGUUAUGAGAAGCGCUGCGCUCCGUAUCCAGGCUGCCUUCCGUGGGAGGAGAACAAGACGACUCCUGAGAACUAGGAGUGAAUCAGCCAGGCUUAUUCAAAGGAGAUUUAGAACUUUUCUAGAAAGAAAACGUUUUCUUGCCAUUAAGACAGCUGCUAUCUUGAUUCAGAGAAAAUACAGAGCAACAAAAUUAUCAAAAAUUCAACGCGAAAAAUAUCUCUCUUUCCUUAAGGCUGCUGUUACCAUACAGUCUGCUUAUAGAGGCUUUGUGGUAAGGAAAAAAUUGCAGCAGAUGCAUCAAGCUGCUGCAGUUAUUCAAGCAACGUUAAGAAUGCGUAAAAUUUACAUUUCCUAUCAAGCUGUCAGGUUUGCGUCAGUAAUCAUACAGCAGCGCUACCGUGCUUACAGGGAAGGGAAGCGUGUGAGAGAAACAUACUUAAAACUGUACAAGUCAGUUGUAGUUCUUCAGGCUGCAUAUAGAGGAAUGAGAACGAGAUGCUCCUUGAAGAAAAGACACAAGGCGGCACUCACGAUACAGAGAAACUACCGGAUGUGUAGGCAGCGCUGCCAUUAUAGGAAAGUUCAGUGGGCAACCCAGGUAAUACAGGAGAGAUACAGAGCCAAUAACCUGAAGAAAAUUGCAGUACAGCGUUACUCUGCAUUAAAGAAAGCAGCAGCUGUUAUUCAGAAGGCUUUUCGAGACCAACGAGCAAAAAAACAUCAAGAAAUGCACUGUGCUGCUAUUGUUGUUCAGAAAAAUUUUAAAGCGUUUAGAGAGCGUCGAAGAUACGUUGCUCUUAAAGCAGCUACUCUUGUCUUUCAGAGAAGAUACAGAGCUCUGAUUCUGUCAAGGCAGCAUGCUUUGGAGUAUGUGUCUCUUUGCAGAGCAACUCUUCGUGUGCAGGCUGUGUACAGAGGACUCAGGGUGCGGAAGAGCAUUGAGCAGAUGCAUUUAGCUGCUAGGACAAUACAGUCAGCCUACAAGAUGCACAGGAAUAGAAGGUCCUAUCAAAAUAUGAGAACUGCAGCUAUUGUUAUACAGAACCGCUAUCGAUCCUACGUUAAAGGGAAGAGUCAGCGAAAGGGAUUCCUGACAAUGAAGAAUUCUGCUCUUGUUAUUCAGGCAUCAUAUAGAGGCAUGAAGGAACGACAGAAACUGAAAAUCAUGCAUGCUUCAGCAAAGAAAGCGGCAGCAGUGGUGAUCCAGUCUGCGUUCCGACGCCAGAGAGCAAGGGCUUGCUAUAAACUGGUUCAGAGUUCAGCAACUGCUAUUCAGAGGUGGUACAGAGCGUGUCACAAGGCUCAUUUGCAGAGAGCAGAAUAUUCUGCCCAAAGACAAGCAGUAGUGAUUAUUCAGUCUGCCUUCCGUGGUAUGAAAGCCAGAAAAACAGCAAGACAAAUACGAGCUGCAAGAAAGAUUCAAUCUUUUCUUCAGAUGGCUGUGCAGCGUAGAAUAUUUGUUCGACUUAGAACAGCAGCUAUUACGUUACAAGCCUAUUACUUAAUGUAUAAAACUAGAUCACAGUACAGAAGCUAUAAAAAAGCUGCUGUUGUCUUGCAACGGCACUACCGAUCUUGCUUGACUGCGAGAUACCAAAGAAUGGCUUUCUUACAGACCCGGAGGAACAUUAUCAUUGUGCAGGCCAGAGUCAGAGGAUUCAUUGAAAAGAAGAGGUUUCACAAAAUUAAAGAGAGCACAAUAAAAAUUCAGGCAUCAUAUAGAGGAUAUAAAGCCAGACAGUGGGUUAACAAACUGAGAGCAGCACAAGUCAUUCAAGCCUGGUUUCGAGGCUGCAGAGCACGAAAAGAAUACCUAUCUGUGGUAAAAGCUGUACGUGUUAUUCAGAGUCACUUCAAAACAAAGCAGCAGCGGACUUGGUUUUUGAAAAUGAAGUUCUGUGCAGUUACCAUUCAAAGAAGAUGGAGAGCAACCCUCGCUGCACGAAUGAUUCAACAUCAGUUCCUAACAACUAAGAAGCUUCAAGCUGCAUGUUUGAUUCAAAAAGCCUACAGAGGUUUCAAGGCAAGAAGGAAACUUGUUAAAAAAAAAGCUGCUGCUGUUACUAUCCAAAAACAUCUGAGGGCUUAGUGGGAGGGCAGGCUUCAAUACAUGAAAUACAACAAAAGUAGAAACACUGUCAUUAAACUGCAAGCACUUAUACAGGGUUAUUAAGUAAGAAAAAAGAUUUCAGAACAGAAACAAAAGAAGAGACUAUUGUGUUUUACAGCGGCUGCAUAUCAUCAUAUUUCUGCCAUUAAAAUUCAAAGGGCGUAUAGGAUUCACCUUACCUUAAAACUUGCACAAGACCAGAUCUUGUCUGUUCUUAUAAUACAGAGAUGGUUCCGAGCAAAAAUGCAACAGAAGAGAUUUCGAAGAGAUUACCAGAGAGUUGUUCACUUGCAGCGCGUGAUCCGGGGCUGGCUGCACCGCCGGCAUGAGGCAGCAGCUGUGCUCCAGAGGAACGUGCAAAGGUUCCUGGCCCACAGGAGGAGGAUAAAGUUUGUGGGUGGAAUCAUUAAAUUUCAGGCUUUGUGGAGAGGAUAUUCUUGGAGAAAGAGUAACGACACAGCAAAAACUAAAGCUUUAAGACGUAGUUUGGAAAGGGCUAAUGAAGAGAGCAGAGAAGAAAACAAAUUGUGCAACAGAACUGCAAUUGCGAUUGAAUACCUUCUAAAAUACAAACAUAUCUCUUAUAUUCUUGUGGCGUUAAAGCAUCUUGAGGUGGCAACCAGGCUGUCCCCACUCUGUUGUGAAAAUAUGGCCCAGAGCGGAGCAAUCUUCAAUAUUUUUGUUCUGAUCCGAAGUUGCAACCGGAGUGUUCCGUGCAUGGAUGUGAUCAGAUACUCAAUUCAGGUGCUACUUAAUGUUUCAAAGUAUGAAAGAACUACUGAAGCAGUUUACGAAGUGGGAAAUUCUAUAGAUACAUUACUAGACUUACUGCAAAUGUACAGGGGGAAAGCUGGGGACAAAAUUUCAGAGAAAGGAGGAAGCAUUUUCACAAAGACCUGUUGUUUGCUGGCCAUCAUUUCAAAGGACUCAGAAAGAGCUUUGGCCAUUCGAAGCAUGCCGAGAACUGUUACUUGCAUUCAAAGCCUAUAUAAACUUACAGCUCGUAAACACAAAAUGGAUGCAGAAAGAACACUUGUGAAGCACAAAACAAACCCUUUAAGUGGAACUCCUCUAAGGAUCAAAACAGUUUCAAGAAUUAAACCAGACUGGGUUUUGAGGAACGAUAACAUGCAUGAAAUUGUGGAUCCUCUGCAAGCAAUUAUAAUGGUGAUGGAUACACUUGGAAUUACCUGCCACUGA